Molecule: messenger RNA, 3507 nt
Organism: Pan troglodytes (chimpanzee)
Lineage: Eukaryota; Metazoa; Chordata; Mammalia; Primates; Hominidae
Gene: ZCCHC8
Product: zinc finger CCHC-type containing 8
Exons: 13
Coding region: 1077-2903 (608 amino acids)
Biological process (GO): RNA processing
Cellular component (GO): catalytic step 2 spliceosome
Molecular function (GO): RNA binding; zinc ion binding
Source: RefSeq, a predicted model, not a curated record
AGUCUCUAGCGACUGGCCCCGCCCCGUGUGCAGCUUUCGCGGCCUGCGUCUGGAGAAAACCCUAGCGGGUGGCUCCGUGCGGCCAGAGCUCUAGAGAGUGGUGCCGCCUUCCAACCUUCUUCCCCUAGCCCUGGUGGCCGGCUCCGCCUCUUCUCGAAUCUUUUCCACAGCCCAAAAUGGCCGCAGAGGUGUAUUUUGGCGAUCUAGAGCUCUUCGAGCCGUUCGACCACCCAGAGGAGUCGAUUCCGAAGCCCGUUCACACUCGCUUCAAGGACGACGACGGCGACGAGGAGGACGAAAAUGGGGUCGGCGACGCGGAGCUACGGGAGCGGCUUCGGCAGUGCGAGGAGACCAUCGAGCAGCUCCGCGCCGAGAAUAUCCUUUCCUCUCGCUGGGCCCUGUCACCCGGGUGUGGGGCCGGGGCAGCGCCGGGCGAGGGCGAGGGCGCGGGCGGAAGUUCCAGGAGGGCCAGAAUUCCAAGUGAUUUCUGUCACCCGCCGGCGGACCGAGAGUCUAGGGUUCGGGGCGCGCAGGCUGCCUCGGCGCAGACCUCUUCCCCUCAGGGAGGCCGUCUCCUGACCAGACCCACUCCUGCCUCCCACCCGGGUGCCGUGUUUAGGGUUAUUUUAGGCUGCUCACCUGACAGAUUGUACACAAGCCCUUAAUUGCCCCCCUCUGUUUGAGGUCGUGGUGAGGUUUCAUAUUUCGCAGCCACGCUCAAGUUGUGCCGUCAUGUUACAGUUGUAGGUGAUGAAAUACCGGCUGCUUAGACGCGGGAUCGGUUUUUAUACCGGGGCAAACGCUAGUGGUCCCAGAAUGCAGAGUUGGGGGCCUCAAGGAAUCCGGGUGUGCUGAGAUAAUUGGUUAAUUGCUUGAUUAAAAUUGGGGAUUAAUUUUAGAGUUCUUCCACUCGGAGCUCGCUUCUGUGCUGAAGAUGCUUUGCAACGCCUUGAGGAAAACGCGCCAAAGAAGUUUCUGUUAGACUUGAGUUACCAGAUUGCAGAUUUUUCUUGAUUUGCUAUGGAAUAUUGGUGAACGAUACUAAGUUAGAUGGACCUAUAUUACAGAUUCUAUUCAUGAACAAUGCUAUUUCAAAGCAAUAUCAUCAAGAAAUAGAGGAAUUUGUAUCAAAUUUAGUAAAAAGAUUUGAGGAACAGCAGAAAAAUGAUGUGGAAAAGACUUCCUUUAAUCUUUUGCCCCAGCCAUCCAGUAUUGUGCUAGAGGAGGACCACAAAGUGGAAGAGUCCUGUGCCAUUAAAAACAACAAGGAAGCUUUCAGUGUUGUAGGAAGUGUCCUGUAUUUUACUAAUUUUUGCCUUGAUAAAUUGGGGCAACCGCUUCUAAAUGAAAACCCUCAGCUUUCCGAAGGAUGGGAAAUACCCAAGUACCAUCAAGUCUUCAGCCACAUUGUUUCUCUAGAAGGGCAAGAAAUACAAGUAAAGGCAAAAAGGCCAAAGCCUCACUGUUUCAAUUGUGGUUCUGAAGAACACCAAAUGAAAGAUUGCCCAAUGCCUCGGAAUGCUGCUCGAAUAAGUGAAAAGAGAAAAGAGUAUAUGGAUGCCUGUGGAGAAGCAAACAAUCAGAAUUUCCAGCAGCGAUACCACGCAGAAGAAGUAGAAGAAAGAUUUGGAAGAUUCAAGCCAGGAGUUAUUAGUGAGGAACUUCAAGAUGCACUAGGUGUGACAGACAAGAGUCUUCCACCUUUUAUCUAUCGGAUGCGCCAGCUAGGGUACCCACCAGGGUGGCUCAAAGAGGCUGAAUUGGAGAAUUCGGGGCUUGCACUCUAUGAUGGAAAAGAUGGCACUGAUGGGGAAACAGAAGUUGGAGAAAUACAACAGAAUAAAAGUGUCACUUACGAUCUCUCAAAAUUGGUCAACUAUCCUGGUUUUAAUAUAUCUACUCCCAGAGGAAUUCCAGACGAAUGGAGGAUCUUUGGUUCCAUACCAAUGCAGGCAUGUCAGCAGAAGGAUGUGUUUGCCAAUUACCUUACUUCUAACUUCCAAGCGCCAGGUGUGAAGUCUGGCAACAAGAGGUCUUCAUCUCACUCUAGCCCAGGUAGUCCAAAGAAGCAGAAGAAUGAAAGCAACUCAGCGGGAUCUCCCGCCGACAUGGAGCUCGAUUCAGAUAUGGAGGUACCACAUGGUUCUCAGAGCAGCGAAAGUUUUCAGUUUCAACCACCAUUACCUCCUGACACUCCUCCACUCCCCCGGGGAACUCCUCCACCCGUCUUCACCCCUCCACUCCCAAAGGGCACCCCGCCGCUGACUCCCAGUGACUCACCCCAGACCAGAACAGCAUCUGGAGCUGUGGAUGAGGACGCACUGACUCUAGAAGAACUUGAAGAACAGCAGAGGCGGAUCUGGGCAGCUCUUGAGCAGGCCGAGAGCGUAAACAGUGACUCCGACGUUCCUGUGGACACACCUUUAACUGGCAAUUCCGUUGCCUCAUCACCUUGUCCAAAUGAGCUAGACCUCCCUGUCCCGGAGGGAAAAACAUCUGAAAAGCAGACGCUGGAUGAGCCUGAGGUACCAGAGAUUUUUACAAAGAAAUCAGAAGCUGGACAUGCCUCCAGUCCAGACUCUGAGGUGACAUCACUUUGUCAGAAGGAAAAAGCAGAGUUGGCUCUGGUAAACACUGAAGGUGCCCUUCUUGAUAAUGGAAGUGUCGUACCAAACUGUGACAUCAGCAAUGGGGGCAGCCAGAAGCUCUUUCCUGCAGACACCAGUCCUUCAAUGGCCACUAAAAUUCAUAGCCCUAUACCUGACAUGAGCAAAUUUGCAACUGGAAUCACGCCAUUUGAAUUUGAGAAUAUGGCAGAAUCUACUGGAAUGUACCUCAGGAUAAGAAGCUUGUUAAAGAACUCACCCCGAAACCAGCAGAAAAACAAAAAGGCCUCUGAAUAAUGGCUUGACUUAGCACUGAGAGCUAUUUAAUAACUUUGUUCCGUUAAUUAGUACUAAUUAAGUGGAUAGAUAGAAUGGUUUUCCUGUUUGUCCCUCCCAUGUUUAAAAAUCUAUCCAAGGUUCGUGUUCCAAAGUCAAGCCUAUUUUAAAGAAAGACUGAGCUCACUAGUUCAGUGUAUUUUAUUCUCACUGACAAAACUUGGGGAGAGAUGUGAAUAUGACCUGGUUUAGAGAGGGUUUGUUAAGGUUUAUACUAUUUUUGGAUUGUGACUAUCCGUCAAGAGUGAUGGUUUUUAUCUGUCUUUUGUACAUUGUUUUCCCUUUCUACAUUUUGCUAAUUAUCCUGUAUAUAAGUUUAAUAUAUCACUUUUUAAAAGAAAAAAUUCUACCAUUUUAAAUUCAUGUUUCAACUCCUACAACCAAAUGAGAAAAAUCAGGGAUGAGCAGCUUUAUCCCAUUUGGGGUAUUUUUGUAAGUGAUUUACAUGCGUCAAUUUUAGUAAUACUUUUACUUUUUUGUAAUUUCAUUCUUCAUAUAUGCUUGCUAUACAGGUAUGUUCAUCUUUGUGUACAGAGGUUUAAUAAAUUAGUUUUCAUAUACAUAA